Anisakis simplex (herring worm) is the source of this 765-nucleotide messenger RNA. Lineage: Eukaryota; Metazoa; Nematoda; Chromadorea; Rhabditida; Anisakidae. The record is from the annotation of a GenBank genome assembly.
AUGAUACGGUCACUCCGUCCAUUGCUGUCUCAUCAAUCAGCAUGUUCGCUAAUUUCUUCCACUCAAACACCAUCAACGUUAACUUCAUGGAACCAGUCUGCGGCACUUCAUAAUUUCCCGAAUAUAGGCACCAAAAUCAUCUGUGUUGGACGGAAUUACAAGAGUCUUGGUAAUCUUGCAUUUAAGGAUCAUGCAAUUGAACUGGGCAAUCCGUUGCCCAAGAAACCGUUACUGUUUGCAAAAACACUGAACAGUUACGUACGUGAGGGUGAACCAAUUGUCACACCUCGAGGCUGUGAAAAACUUCAUCAAGAAGUUGAACUGGGCGUUGUAAUCGGGAAACGUGCAAAAAACGUGAAACGCGAUCGGGUGUUCGAUUACAUUGGUGGUUACACGGUGGCGUUGGAUAUGACUGCUAGAGAUUUCCAGGAUGAAGCAAAAGCCGCUGCAUCGCCCUGGUAUCUAGCGAAAUCUUUUGACACGUCAUGCGCAGUCAGUAAACUCAUUGUAACGUCACAAAUUCCUGAUCCACAUAACGAAGAACUGUUUUGUCGUAUAAAUGGCGAAGAGAAGCAGCGUUGUAGAACGGAUAAGAUGAUCUUCAGCAUCCCGGUGCUGAUUGAAUAUAUAACCGAAUUGAUUACUUUGGAGAAAGGCGACUUGGUGUUGACCGGAACACCGAAAGGUGUUUGCCGUGUACAGCCGGGUGAUGCAAUUGAAUUCGGUUUAGAGGGUAAAAUCAAGUGCACAUUCUUCGUACAAUGA